Argentina anserina (silverweed cinquefoil) is the source of this 890-nucleotide messenger RNA. RefSeq lists its product as uncharacterized. The transcript is spliced from 2 exons. NCBI's taxonomy places the organism in Eukaryota, Viridiplantae, Streptophyta, Magnoliopsida, Rosales, Rosaceae. Bases 1 to 786 code for a protein of 261 amino acids. The record is from RefSeq and is a predicted model, not a curated record.
AUGCAGACCUCUCCGAAACGGCCUAGAUUGAGUUUAGACAUAGGAUGCCACAAUGUUGAUGCUCGUACUAUGGGAUUGUUGCCUCCCCAACCUCACAAGCCGAGCCCAAAGAAGAGAGGCCGAUCCAGUGGUAGCAACACGCUUCCAUAUGGCAUGGCUGGUACUGGGAAACAGAAGGGUAUCAAAUCGGCAGCAAAUAAAAAGAAGCAAGGUGCUCGGAAGAACCUGAUAUCUCAGCUGGAAGAUGCACCAGCCUCCACAUUGAGCGCCACCAUUUCCAGAACACAAAGCCUCUCCAACUCAGAUCGAGCUCCAGAACUGGCAAACCCUCAAGAAAAUGGAGACUUGGAGUCUCGAAACAAGAGAGCUGUCAAGGUUCUCUACGACGCCUUCAUCUCCAAAGACGUUGACGUCGUUCACCUCCUUCUCGCGCCCUACCUAGAGUGGUGGUUCCACGGCCCCCGAACUCACCAGCAUUUGAACCGCCUCCUCACCGGUGCACCGCCCUACGACUCGUCGUUCAAAUUCGUUCCACUGACGAGUGCUGCAUUUAAAUCAAUGGUGGUGGCUGAGGGAUACGACGAGGUUCAUUCCGUGUCGUGGGUGCAUGCGUGGACCGUCACUGAUGGGAUAAUUACCCACGUGAGGGAGUACUACAAUACCUCGGUCACUAUUACCAAGUUAUCGUCACCGAAAACUACAUCACAGUCAGGUAGUUGCCAGAGUGUUUGGGAGAGUAAGCUCUCUGAUAAUAAGUCUGUACCUGGCCUCGUAUUAGCCCUAUAGCUGGUGGUUAAUGCUGGCUAUUUCUAAUAAAAUGAACUCGAUCUUCUGAUAAUUAACCUCCAAAUCAUGAUCUAAAUUAAGUUUGGCUUUCCAUGGUGAAUGAG